AUGAGUGACCAUGAGCAAGGCUCCCUGGUCCAGAGAAAGGUACAAUUGGNUAUUCAUUUUUAUUUUAUUGACAUAGCGCUGGAGAGGAUAUACCAUAAUUACGGGCAUAUACGUUUCAUAUUGGCACUUUCUCCCUUCACGUUUUUUUCCCCCGCAGAGAGAUUGGAGUCUGUUCUUUCAGACUAUGAUAUUCUUUCAGUAUCCAACAUCCAGCAACAUUCAGUAAGACGAAGAGAUCUCCAACCUCAAUCCCAUAUAGAGAAGCUUGUUAGUUUUUCAGCGUUACAUAGGUAUGAUUUUUUUUCCCCUAAUUGUCAGAGUAAUUCCAAAGUGAUCGCUCACAUAGGUGAAGAUGAUUUCACAGUGAGGAUCAAUACAGAUGAUGAAGAGGAAUAUAAUGUUGAGCCCUUAUGGAGAUUUCUCAACAACACAGAAGAUGGAAGGCUUUUGAUAUAUAAAUCUGAAGAUAUUAAGGAUAUCUCACGAUUGCAGUCCCCCAAAACAUGUGGUUAUGUCAAACUAGAAGAAGAGAGCCUUUGGGGAGGAGGGCUCAAGGAUAAUCAUGUAACUAAAG
This is a messenger RNA of Thamnophis sirtalis, 574 nucleotides long. Lineage: Eukaryota; Metazoa; Chordata; Lepidosauria; Squamata; Natricidae. The record is from RefSeq and is a predicted model, not a curated record.